AUGACUGUCGACGACUCUCUCAAUCAGGUGCAUGCAGAGACCAAGGUCGAGACGGACAGCGCCACUGAUAUUCAGGAAGCUAGCAUCAAGGAGGAGGACGGCACGCUGAGGAUGUACUGGAUUGACGCAUGUGAAGUUCGUGGUAUUAUCUAUCUGUUUGGAAAGGUUUUACAAAGAGCAUCAAACACCCACAUCAGCUGUUGUGUUGCGGUACACAAUAUGGAGCGCAAUAUUUUUCUCCUGCCCCGUGCUAAACGGGUCGACAAGCAAGGCAAUGAGACCGAAAUUGAUGUCGGUAUGGAGGACGUCUACACGGAAUUUGGGGAGAUCCUACAAUCGUACAAGGUCACGACAUGGGCCGCAAAACAAGUGGAGAGGAAAUACGCCUUUGAUUUACCAGGGAUUCCGUCCUCUGCUGAGUAUCUCAAGGUCGUUUAUAAUUAUUCCUUGCCAAGUCUGCCAACGGAUCUCAAAGGCGAGACUUUCAGCCAUGUUUUUGGUGCGAAUACAAGCGCUCUGGAGCACUUUAUAAUCAAGCGCAACUUGAUGGGUCCAUCGUGGCUGGAAAUCAAACAGGCAAAGAUGAACAAUACCAAGGUUUCAUGGUGUAAGAGCGAGUUUACAGUAGGCAAUCCAAAGGACAUUAAACCACUGAAUGACUCGUCCGAUCUCCCGCCACCACCCUUGUGUGUCAUGUCGCUCAGUUUGAGAACGGUUCUCAACCCCAAGGACAAGUCGAACGAGGUCGUUGCUGCGAGCACCUCUGUCUACCAUGAAGUUCGCUUGGAUGAGCCCGUGGAGAACAAUAGGAGGAUUGUGUCGAAACAGACAUAUAUUCGCAAGCUGGAAACUUCCCCAUUCCCGCCGAUGUUUGACGAUGUUAUCAAGAAGAGCAAGGUCAAGAUUGUGAAGCAGGCGUCUGAACGAUCGCUGCUGAACCUGUUGCUCGCUCGCAUCCGCAGCUCUGAUCCCGAUGUUAUUGUCGGGCACAACUUUGUGGGGUUCGAUCUCGAUGUGCUGCUCCACCGCAUGAAGCAUACGAAAGCUGACCAUUGGUCCAGUAUUGGAAGACUUCGCCGUACAAUUUGGCCCAAGCUUCAAGCAGGCGCAGGAGGAAUGGGAGAUACGACAGCGCAGGAGAAGAACAUCAUGUCGGGACGACUUAUGUGCGACACCUACAUUGGAGCGAAGGAACAUGUUCGUGCGAAGAGUUACAGCUUGACGAAUCUAGUGUCGAUUCAACUAAAAAUCAACCGCGAGGAUGUCAACUACGAGAAAAUCCCGUCGCAGUUUAGUCGUGCGGAGGAGCUCGAGAAGAUGUUACGCCAUAUUGAUUUCGACACAUACCUUUGCGCAGAACUCAUGUUUUCACUGCAGCUACUGCCCCUUUCAAAACAACUGACGUCGCUUUCGGGAAACCUAUGGUCGAUGACGCUGACUGCUGGCCGUGCUGUGCGAAAUGAGUAUCUUCUGUUACACGAGUUCCAUCGAAACAAGUACAUCUGUCCAGACAAGUCCUUUUACAAAGACAAGGAGGCACCACCAAUGGUCAAUGGAAUGGAUGUGGACGAUCAGGAUGAUGCGACUGCACCGAAGAAGGGAACGAGACGCAAACCCCAGUACUCGGGAGGUUUGGUCCUGGAACCCAAGAAGGGGUUCUACGACCAUUUUGUGUUGCUGUUGGAUUUCAACAGUUUGUAUCCCUCGAUUAUCCAGGAGUACAACAUCUGCUUUACGACGGUCAAGCAUGACAAGGAAAAGGAUGAUGAUGCGCUUCCGGAUUAUCCAGAGGAGGGUCUGCCACAGGGAAUUCUACCAAAGCUUCUUGCGAAUCUGGUCGAGCGCAGAAGAGAAGUCAAGAAGCUGAUGAAGACCGCUACAGGUGUUAAAUACGAAGAGGUACGUUACGACAUUCGUCAGAAGGGUCUCAAGCUGACAGCUAAUUCGAUGUACGGUUGUCUUGGAGCUGCUUAUUCGAGAUUUUACGCGAAGCCGCUUGCCAUGUUGAUUACAUCAAGAGGACGAGAGAUUCUGCAAAAUACAGUCGACCUUGCCACGGAAAGCGGACUCGAUGUCAUUUAUGGAGACACGGAUUCAAUCAUGAUUAAUACGAACACAAGGAAGGUCGAGGAGGUCAAACCGAUCGCUGAGGGUUUGAAAAAGAUUGUCAAUACUCGGUAUAAACUGCUGGAGAUCGAAAUGGAUGGGAUGUACCAGCGGAUGCUACUUUUGAAGAAGAAGAAGUAUGCAGCCCUGAUGGUCGUUGAGAAGAAUGGCAAGUACGAGACCAUUCAGGAGAGAAAGGGUUUGGAUAUGGUUCGUCGAGACUGGUGUGCACUGAGUCGGGAUGUCUCUGAGUACGUUUUGACAGAGAUCCUCUCGAGCAACGAUCAGGACCAAGAACAAGUUAUUGAGAAUAUUCAUAGCUACCUUCGCAAAGUCGGCGAGGAGACUCGGAAGGGUCUUAUUCCUAUGGAUAUGUUCAUUGUCAACAAGGGUCUAACUAAAGCACCCGAAGACUAUGCUGACGCCAAGUCGCAGCCGCAUGUCCAGGUCGCACUCAGACUUAAACGCAAGGGCGUUAGUAUCAGAGCAGGCGAUACCGUUCCAUACGUUAUCUGCAUAGACGAGAACUCGCCAACGCACAAAGGAAGCUAUGCAGAACGGGCUUAUCAUCCGGAAGAAGUGUUGGAACCAGGAUCAGGCCUUACUAUUGAUUACGAGUAUUACUUGAACCAGCAGAUCCAUCCACCCCUGGAACGUCUGUGUGACCCUAUCGAGGGCACGGAUGCAACGCGAUUGGCGGAAUGCCUUGGCUUGGAUACGUCAAAGUUCAGAUCGGCAGUUCGGGCAACUGCACAGGAGGAGGAGUUGCAGACGCUGGCGUCUCAAUUAUCUGAUGCGGAGCGUUUCAAGGAUGCUGCACCCCUGGAACUGCGGUGUCGAGCUUGCCAAGCAACAUAUGCCUGCUCCGCACUCUUGAUGGAGACAAACUCGACAGGCUACUUUGGCCUUCAAUGUCCCAACUGUAAGUCGAUCGCUCAACCAGCAUCCGCAAGCGUGCAGCUAACAGGGGCGAUCCGGAAGUAUAUUCAGAGAUACUAUCAAGGAUGGGUGGUUUGCGACGAUCAGGGCUGCCGCAACCGGACGAGGAUGGUCAGUGUUGUGGGUCGCCGGUGCCUUGUCGAGGGAUGCCGAGGCAGCAUGCGCAGCGAAUAUUCCGACGGAGCCCUUUAUACCCAGCUGUCGUUCUUUAGUCAUAUUUUUGACGUCAACAAGGCACUGGAGAAGAUUGAUUUUGACAAGAAUGGCGCAGUGCGUGUUCAAAUUGAGCAGAACAGGGAGCUGAUCCGGCAGAUGAAGGCAUGUGCGGACAAGUAUAUCGACAAGAAUGCGCGUCGUUAUGUGGACCUUUCACAGCUGUUCAGCUUUGUCCAGAUUGCAACACGUUGA
Molecule: messenger RNA, 3453 nt
Organism: Gamsiella multidivaricata
Lineage: Eukaryota; Fungi; Mortierellomycota; Mortierellomycetes; Mortierellales; Mortierellaceae
Product: DNA polymerase family B-domain-containing protein
Exons: 14
Coding region: 1-3453 (1150 amino acids)
Biological process (GO): mitotic DNA replication initiation; lagging strand elongation; leading strand elongation
Cellular component (GO): alpha DNA polymerase:primase complex
Molecular function (GO): DNA replication origin binding; DNA-directed DNA polymerase activity; purine nucleotide binding
Source: RefSeq, a predicted model, not a curated record